Molecule: messenger RNA, 1938 nt
Organism: Talaromyces proteolyticus
Lineage: Eukaryota; Fungi; Ascomycota; Eurotiomycetes; Eurotiales; Trichocomaceae
Product: maintenance of telomere capping protein 1
Exons: 2
Coding region: 253-1791 (512 amino acids)
Source: RefSeq, a predicted model, not a curated record
UUUAUUAUUUUUUCCCCCCUAACAUCGGCUUUGCUGGAUAUCCGUCGAAGAACUGCAAUUGAUCAUUGCAUUUAAUGUUCCAGAUAUAUACUCUAUAUAUAUGUUUGCAGAAGCUUACUCAGGCGGAGCUACCCGAGCUGGCACGGGAUCGCUGAUACGCCGAUACUCAAUAACUAGUCAUCAACAUAGUUGCCGCCUGCCAGCUCGACCUCAACUUGCACGCGCUGUGUCUAAUACCUCUGGCACUCCGCCAUGCCUCCCAAAAGCGCAAAGCCCACGAGCGAUGAGCUCCUCGCUCAAUUCGACGAUCUUGGCAUCGACACCAACAAGAACACCGACAACAACAACAGCAACAAGCAGGCCAACGUCACAGAUGCCCAGAAGGAUCCUCUCGCCGAACUGGAAACACUCGCAUCCCAGCGCCCUACGACACCACGCGUGUCAACCGAAGCUCGUCGGUCGAAACCCUCGUCAGGACGGACUAGUGAAGACAGGCCUGCCGUGAAUCGCAAGUCGGAGGAUGCGAGUGCACCUCAUCCGGCUACUGUUGAAGAGGAGGGGCAACAGAAUACAUCAUCAGCCGCGACGAAUAAUCCCCCAGCUGCGCAGGAGGCUCCUAGGGGCACUGCUGCUGGCGGUGGCGGUGGAUGGUGGGGAGGGAUCUUAUCGACAGCAACGGCAACAGCAUCUGCUGCAAUGAAGCAUGCCGAGGCCGCUGUCAAAGAGAUCCAGAACAACGAGGAAGCGCAAAAAUGGGCCGAGCAGGUAAAAGGGAACGUCGGAGCUCUAAGGGAUUUUGGAGGCGAAUUGAGAACGCUUGCUCUACCAACCUUCACGUCGCUCAUUCAUACUCUUGCGCCCCCGAUUUCUUCACAUGAGAGAUUGCAAAUACAUAUUACACAUGAUUUAUCAGGAUAUCCUAGUUUUGACCCUCUAAUCUACGAGGUGUUUGCCCGUGUCAUGGCACAAGUGGAGGGCGGUGAUCUACUGGUAAUCCAACGCGGACAGGAAUCCUCCCCGCGACGAGGAUCAGAAUUCGGCUUCCAGGUUUCCACGGCUGGCUGGCAUGAUGGGCCCUGGUGGCGCACCGUCACCCCUGGAAACCCUCGCAACAUCUCCGCAGUCAAAGGCACAGUGGAGGGAACGAAACUGGUGAGAGCUAGCGCCGAGUCCUACGCAACAGAGUACUACUCCUCUCGAGGUGGUGUAGAGGAAGCCGCGAAACAGGCCACAGCAGUACUCAGCGACUCCAACCCCGUUCGCAGCAGUGACAUUUUCUUGGCUAUCCAGGCGAUCAGCCAGGCCAAGCCUAAGGAGCUUUUCCAAGCUGGGGCUACUGCGGAAAAGAGUCCAGCCGGAGGGGUCGUCGAAUUGGCAGAGGAAGCCGAUGAGGAGGUUCUCUUUGCAGUUUACCUGCACGACCCGGUACACGGUAUUGCCUUCCACGCAAUCUCACAGGCAAUCCCACAGAAAUGGGUGGACUGGCUCGAUGCGUCAGUCCCAGCUGUCGAACCCAAGGAUAAUGAAGGCAACGCCGACCACAACAAUAUCCCCCGCGUGGUGGUCCCUGACGCGAUCGCUGAGAUUGUCGAGAGCGGCGGGGUUGACCCGCGCGAGUGGGUGGCAGACUGGAUCGAAGAAUCCCUGAGUCUGGCGGUUGGCGUGGUCGCACAGAGAUAUGUCGCGCGCCGCAUGGGCGUCGGCGAGGGAGGGAUUGCAAAGGGAAAGCUGAGGGCCGAGCAAACCACGACGGUUGAAAGUGGCGCUGGCGAAGCAGCACGGGCGCUUUGAUUUUGUUACUCUGCUUGUGAUUCUCAGUCGUCUCUCUUUUCUGCCCAUCCAUGUUACUAAUGAAUAAUUUAUUGCCAAUCUUAUCCUUGUCAAAUAAUCGAUACCAGACUACGCCAGUACAAUGAACAUUACAGAUUUUGAUAUCUG